AUGAGGACUCUUCUAUUGCUUGGAGGCAUGACACCAGAUGUCACAGCCCUCUACUACAACAUCAUCAACAAAGUCGUUAGAACCAAACUCGGUGAUCGAGCGUCAGCCCCGUUAUAUCUGUACAGCGCCAACCUCGAAGAAAUGAUUCAGCAUGCCAUGAAAGGAGACUGGGACGAGUUCACAAAGGUCUACAAGAAACCAAUUCAAUCCCUCAGCGACAGAGUUGACGGCAUUGCGAUCUGUGCCAUCUUGGCACAAAAGGUCGCCAAAAAGCUAUUCGAUGACUCCUUGGCGGCUCAUGUUCCACUCUUUCACAUCGCGGACUGCCUCGCACUCCAUAUUACCAACAAUCAUCCAUCGAUGAAGAAGCUUGGCCUGCUCGGGCCUAAAAUCUCAAUGCUCGAUUCUGACGAUCCUGAUUUCUUUGUGGCUAUGCUACAAAAGGCUGGCUUUGAGAUUCUGAUCCCGGAAACACCAGAGGAUAUUGAGGAAGUUAAUAGAGGCAUGCUUCAAGAAGUAGCGAAAGGAAUUACUUCUGUGACAGACUCAACAAGAAAGAUGUUCAUCGAACAAGCGAAUAAACUUAUUGACAGAGGAGCUCAAGGAAUUGUACUGGGUAGUACAGAUUUGGGCUUUGUGCUGAGGCAAGAAGAUGUUGGGGAUAUUCCGCUGUUUGAACCAGCUGCCAUUCAUGCGCAGGAGCUAGGAGUAUGGAUUUGUGAAGCAGAGGAUGACGAAUCGCCGUAG
Messenger RNA from Fusarium subglutinans, 747 nucleotides. RefSeq names its product asp Glu Hydantoin racemase domain protein. Bases 1 to 747 code for a protein of 248 amino acids. The transcript has a single exon. Gene Ontology annotation, molecular function: amino-acid racemase activity. Lineage: Eukaryota; Fungi; Ascomycota; Sordariomycetes; Hypocreales; Nectriaceae. The record is from RefSeq and is a predicted model, not a curated record.